ACCCCCGCCGGCACCUGGGGUGGCCUCUCCCCGCGCAAAGAGGAUGAAGAUCUCAACAACGUGCUGGAUUUUAUCCUCUCGAUGGGCAGCGAUGGCUACGGCCAGGGCGCGGCCGGUGGGGACUAUCCCCCUGCCCAAGGGGAGAGCGGUGGCUUUUACCAGACAAACCCGUCCCCGGGAUGCUACAGUGCCCUAGAGCAGGGCAGCCCCCCGCCCUACAAUGCCGGCAUCGUGCCGGAGAUGAUCCGCUCCGAGAUGGACUCCAACUACUGCCCUCCUGGCAACGUCCACGGGCGGUUUUUCGUGACACCCAGCUUCGGGGGCCCACAGUUCGUUGAGAACAUUAAGCCCGAACCCGACAUGGACAAUUAUGGACCAGUCCUGGGGCUGGUGCCCCAGGCUUGCCCAAAGAUCAAGCAGGAGGGCAAUGCGACCUGCAUGAUGGCCUAUGAGCAGCCCCGGGUGGCCAGCUCCCCCCAGAUCCCCGGGGCAGAGACACCCCCGCUGAGCCCCGAUGAUCUCAUGGUAAAUGACUGCCACACGCAGAUGAUGUGCCCCUCGUCCGUGUCCUUCCAGCAAAGCUACCACCCAGCCUCCGGCUUCCACCACCCACAGACCCAUCUCCAGUACCAGAACACCUCCCAGUUUGGCCUUUUCGAGGACAGCCUGCCCUUACAACCCUCCGCUCCCAGAGGCAUGCUCACCCCUCCUUCCUCCCCUCUGGAGCUGCUGGACUCCAAACCAAAAAGAGGACGUCGGUCCUGGCCGCGGAAGAGGACGGCCACUCACACGUGCACCUACGCGGGUUGUGGGAAGACCUACACCAAGAGUUCGCACCUGAAGGCCCACCUCAGGACGCACACAGGUGAAAAGCCCUACCACUGCAACUGGGAAGGCUGCGGCUGGAAGUUCGCUCGCUCCGACGAGCUCACCCGUCACUAUCGCAAGCACACCGGCCACCGGCCCUUCCAGUGCCACCUCUGCGACAGAGCGUUCUCCAGGUCAGACCACCUGGCUUUGCACAUGAAACGGCACAUGUAGCCCUAGAGACUCUGACCUGCGAACGGCGGACGUUAUUUAACUGCUCAGGUGCAGAAGCGUUAAAAACUUGUAGCUGGUACUACGUAGGGAGGCACCGACGCUC
Cariama cristata (Red-legged seriema) is the source of this 1144-nucleotide messenger RNA. Its product is annotated as Krueppel-like factor 2. Gene Ontology annotation, molecular function: RNA polymerase II cis-regulatory region sequence-specific DNA binding; DNA-binding transcription factor activity, RNA polymerase II-specific. The record is from RefSeq and is a predicted model, not a curated record. NCBI's taxonomy places the organism in Eukaryota, Metazoa, Chordata, Aves, Cariamiformes, Cariamidae. The annotation marks the transcript as partial. The transcript is spliced from 2 exons. Gene Ontology annotation, biological process: regulation of transcription by RNA polymerase II.